Molecule: messenger RNA, 2791 nt
Organism: Dipodomys ordii (Ord's kangaroo rat)
Lineage: Eukaryota; Metazoa; Chordata; Mammalia; Rodentia; Heteromyidae
Gene: Trib1
Product: tribbles pseudokinase 1
Exons: 3
Coding region: 252-872 (206 amino acids)
Biological process (GO): regulation of MAP kinase activity; protein phosphorylation; positive regulation of proteasomal ubiquitin-dependent protein catabolic process
Cellular component (GO): nucleus
Molecular function (GO): protein kinase activity; mitogen-activated protein kinase kinase binding; ATP binding
Source: RefSeq, a predicted model, not a curated record
GCGGCGUACCCGGGCCCAGCCGCAUCGCCGACUACCUGCUGCUGCCCCUGGCCGAGCGCGAGCAUGUGUCCCGGGCUCUGUGCAUCCACACCGGCCGCGAACUGCGCUGCAAGGUGUUUCCCAUUAAACACUACCAGGACAAAAUCCGGCCUUACAUCCAGCUGCCCUCUCACAGAAACAUUACUGGCAUCGUGGAAGUGAUCCUCGGGGACACGAAGGCCUAUGUGUUCUUUGAGAAGGACUUUGGGGACAUGCACUCGUAUGUGCGGACCCGGAAGAGGCUCCGGGAAGAGGAGGCUGCCCGCCUCUUUAGGCAGAUCGUUUCGGCCGUGGCCCACUGUCACCAGUCCGCCAUCGUUUUGGGGGAUCUGAAGCUUAGAAAAUUCGUCUUCUCCACAGAGGAGAGAACCCAGCUCAGACUGGAAAGUCUGGAAGACACACAUAUCAUCAAGGGUGAAGAUGAUGCUUUGUCCGAUAAGCAUGGCUGCCCAGCCUAUGUGAGCCCCGAGAUCCUUAAUACCACGGGGACUUACUCUGGAAAGGCGGCGGACGUUUGGAGUCUAGGGGUGAUGCUCUAUACCCUUUUGGUGGGACGAUAUCCCUUCCAUGACUCAGACCCUAGUGCUCUUUUCUCCAAAAUUCGACGUGGACAGUUCUGCAUUCCUGAGCACAUUUCCCCCAAAGCCAGGUGCCUCAUCCGCAGCCUCCUGAGAAGAGAACCCUCCGAGAGACUUACGGCCCCUGAAAUCCUGCUCCACCCCUGGUUCCAGUCUGUCUUGGAACAAGGGUACAUUGACUCAGAGAUAGGAAUUUCAGACCAGAUUGUCCCAGAGUACCAGGAGGACAGUGACAUUAGUUCCUUCUUCUGUUGAUCCUCCCUCCCAGAAAACCUCAGAAACCUCAAUUCUCACACAUGGCAUUUCCAUUGCUGAAGAUGGACAGCCCCUCUGGCAUGGUGGUGCCACCACCAUCUUGGGGACUGCACUGAGAUUGUCACCGUAGAACUCAAUGUGGCUCCCCUUGUUGCUGUUUGGGACGAGUAACUUGAGUAAUGGGAACAGAUCUGCUGCCCUGGAAACUGGCUCUUCUUUGUACAGAACCACCACUGGCUGCUCUGGCGGACUUGAGGAUGCUGGAUCUCUAUAUGAAGAGCAUCCUGCACCAGCGGUCAAGUGUUCGGAGCGCAAACAUUUGAAUGGGAAAGGAAGUAAAUCAUGGCAUUUUUUUUCGGGGGGGGAGGUGGCAGUAACUCCAUUUUUAACAGGAUGACAAAUAAUUUGGGUCAAUUAACCUGCUGCCAUCUUUGAACUUGUCUUUGAUAGCUGGACUUGGCUACCAUAGUUUCUCUGAUCAGAAGCUCUUUUUUUGGGGGGAGGUUGCUCUAACACUCAUUAUUGCUCCAGUGACUGCUCUGUUAAGAGCUUAAGAGCCUGCCUGAACCCUGAACCCCAUACUCAGACUCUUCUCCAGAUUCUGCCAAGACCUCAUAUGCAAUAAUGCCUUUCUUCUGACCUUGAAAACUUGACCCCUCCCCUCCUCAGCUUACCAUGGAAAAGUGUCAAAAGAUUCACAUGGAGCUAUCUCAGAACUCUGAGCACAGAGACUGAAGUUUUCAUUUGUUUUGGUUUUAACAUAAUUUGAUCACUUGAAAACAGUUGCUUUUUUAGGUUCUUCUCCAGUAUGCUACCAUUUUAUCCUUUACUUCUUUUCCCCAAGAAUAUCUCAGGGUGGAACAUUUUGUCUAGAAGGAGAAAGAUAAGCCAACUCCCUAGCCUGGCUCUCAUUGGAGCAAAUGUUAAACAUCUUUGUACUUGGAUGAAAGUGGAUUUUGGAGUCUUAAAGGAUGUUCAGACUAACUUCUUGAAUGAUCCAGGAACAGCCCUCUCCACCCCUCCCCCAAGAUACUGGUCUGCCCCUGGCAUUUUACCUGGGGCUUCCGCUUUUUGCAUGAUGGGUUUUUGGAAUUUCACAUGCGGUGUGGUUUGUGAAUGCAUCCACUUUGCCAGUUGCCAGAGUGACAGGAGCUGCGGUUUUAUUUAAGUCCGAAGAAACUUCAAAAAUGAUCCCAUCCUCACUUUUUUGUUGUUGUUGUUGCUGCCACCACCUGGGCAGAAAUUUCCUUUUCAGCUUCUUGCUUGAAUGUCUCCAGAGGUAAAUUCACUCCCCCGAAAAGUAAAACUUCUCAGAAGAAACUGCAAAUUGCUUUAAAAACACAAGUACUGAUGCAAAACAAAACACAAAACCUAUCUCAGUUGCUGUCUGGCCCAGGGCUGGCAUCAGAUGGUUAAGCGGGUAGAGAAAACAUACUGUAUUUUGAGAAAUGGCACAAAACCAGGCAGGUUUCUUCAAGGGCUAUCCCAAGGCAAACUACUAACAUGCAUUGUGAGAAUGCUGUGUAUACCUCACGUACUGUGUACUUUGUACAGUUAUUUUACCUUUUAUACAGAUGUCUGAAUGUUUUGUUGUGUGACUGAGGCUUGUGGUGUUGUCUGUGUGUAUUGUGUCUGAAUAGCCUGCAUGUCCGGAACCACGUGAAAUGUGAACGAUCGUCGGCAAUGUUAUCUUGACGGAAUCAUGGGACUUGGAGGAGGAAGGCUGGGCCUCUGUUGCAUGGAGGCCCUGUGGUUGCUUGACUUGUGUAUCUGUGGAUACAUUAUCCAACUGAGGACUCUGAGCUGGCAGGGACUUCUGCCAGGACUGCUAGAAACACUAGAUCCUUUCUGUAUGUGUGUGACCAGUGAGAUGGCUGUUGCUGACUUUAGAGAAAUUUUAAUAAAUCUGGUUUCGUAAA